AUGAGUUUCAUAAGUUGGAACUCCCGUGGCCUUGGGAACCCACUGGGAGUUCAAGCUCUUUCUGACUUGGUCAGAAAAGAAGUUCCUGAAAUUUUGUUUCUCCAAAAGACAAAAUUACAUGCACGUGUAAUGGAAAGGUUGAAGUAUAAGUUGGAGUUUCAUAGUUGCCUAGCUGUUAAUUAUGAAGUAACUGAGGAGGAUGAGAAUGUUGAUCCAUGGUGGUUAACUGGUUUUUAUGGUAAUCCAGAUGUGAGUAAGAGACAUGAGUCAUGGAAUUUAUUGAGAUCAUUACAGGGACCUAGUGAAAAAGGAUGGUUGAUCUUGGGAGAUCUUAAUGAGAUUAUAAGCAAUGCUGAAAAGAGUGGAGGUAGAGACAAACCUGACAGACAAAUGAAGGCAUCUAGAGAUGUUAUUGAUGAAUGCCAUUUAUAUGAUUUGGGUUUUAAUGGUAACCCUUUCACUUGGUGUAACAGAAGAGAAAUGGAUCAUUGCAUUAGUGAAAGAUUGGACAGGUUCUUAUCAAAUCUAAAGUGGCAUUCUUAUUAUCCAAUGGCUUCUGUAACUCAUGGUGUCAUAGCUUACUCUGAUCAUGUGCCUAUAAUUUUGAAGCUUACAGUAGAGAUUGAAAAGAUUCCAAGAAAGAAAUUAUUUAGAUUUGAAGCAAUGUGGGUUGAUGCUGCUGAUUGUAAACAGGUUAUUCAAGAGGCUUGGAGGGGCAUUGAAGGAAAGAAAAAAUUGGGAACUGUGAUGAGGAAAAUACAACAUUGUGGUGAGAAGCUUACAGUGUGGAAUAAAAACAGCUUUGGACAUGUGCAAAGGAAUUUAAGAAAGGCAAAAGAACGACUUUUUAUUGCACAUCAGGCAGACCCUCUAUCUUAUGACAGGCAGAAGAUUCAAGAGGCUAGAAAUGAGGUCCAAAAGUGGUUAGCAAGAAGUGAAGUAAUGUGGAGGCAGAGGUCAAAGGCAUUGUGGCUAGCUAAGGGGGAUAAGAAUUCAAGAAGUAUGGACUUUUUGCAAGGUUUGGCAGGCAGAUUAACAUCUGAUAUGGUGGAACAAAUGGAUAUGCCUUUUACAGAAGAAGAGUCUGUGGUUGGCAAAGAUGUUACUGACUCAGUUCUUCAUGCUUUGAAUAAUGGUCAAUUCCCAUCUGCCAUUAAUCACACUUAUGUCACCUUGAUUCCAAAGAGAAAAAACCCUGAGCUAGUGUCUGAUUAUAGACCAAUAAGUCUUUCUUUUGUUCCUGGGAGACUAAUAACUGAUAAUAUGUUAGUUGCUUAUGAGAUGGUCCAUUUUCUAAGAAGGAAGAGAAAAAGGAAGGAUGGCUUUAUGUCACUAAAAUUGGAUAUGAGUAAGGCUUAUGAUAGAACAGUUUCUUUCUCUAUUCUUGUGAAUGGAGAGCCAAAUGGACCUAUAUUUCCAACACGUGGUUUGAGACAAAGGGACCCAAUUUCUCCCUAUAUUUUUCUACUUUGCACUGAAGGUCUCAUUCUUUUGUUAGAUCAGGCUAAUUCACAUAAUCAGGUAGAGGGGAUUCGAGUUUGUAGAGGGGCCCCUAUGCUAAAUCAUCUGUUAUUUGCAGAUGAUGUGGUUAUGUUCUGUAGAGUAAAUAUGCAAACUUGCUUAACUCUCCAACAUAAGCUGGAUAUUUAUGAGAAAGCUUCUGGUCAAAAGAUUAAUAGUGAGAAAACAUCAAUGGUUUUCAAUCAGAAUGUAAACCAGUCUCAACAGGAGGAGAUUAUGCAGUUCUGGGGAGUACAUCAGUUCCAACAAUAUGAUAAAUAUCUGGGCUUGCCAUCAAUGGUUAGAAGAGCAAAGCAAGGAUGGAGGAUUAUGACACAGGAGUCCUCUCUACUUCAUAGAAUUUUUAAAGCUAGAUAUUUCCCUACUUCUAGUUUUAAAGAUUCAAAGUUAGGUGGUGCCCCUUCUUUUGUUUGGAGAGGAAUUUGGGAAGCUAAAACAAAUCUACUCAAAGGCUGCAGAUGGCGUGUUGGGAAUGGUAUAUCUAUUAAUAUCUGGACUGAUUAUUGGCGUCCAAACCACAAGUUAGUUCCUGUUACUACUACAACUGCAACAAGUUCAAUUUCUACGAUGGAAAAUCAUGUGGCUUCUUUGAUGAUGCAGAAUCCUAGAAGAUGGGAUAUGAAGAAGGUAAGAAGCUUGAUACCAGCAAGGGAGGCCAAUGAGGUGCUUUGUGUCAGAUUGCCAUCUGAGAAUGUACCUGACACACUGGUAUGGGAACAUGAGAAAAGUGGGAUGUAUUCUGUCAAGAGUGCUUAUCAGUUUUUCUUCUCUAUGGAUACAGAUAGACAAAGGGUUUAG
Messenger RNA from Carya illinoinensis, 2319 nucleotides. RefSeq lists its product as uncharacterized. Gene Ontology annotation, molecular function: catalytic activity. The record is from RefSeq and is a predicted model, not a curated record. The coding region runs from base 1 to 2319 and encodes 772 amino acids. Lineage: Eukaryota; Viridiplantae; Streptophyta; Magnoliopsida; Fagales; Juglandaceae. The transcript is spliced from 7 exons.